Messenger RNA from Suillus clintonianus, 2999 nucleotides. RefSeq names its product armadillo-type protein. The coding region runs from base 191 to 2704 and encodes 837 amino acids. Gene Ontology annotation, cellular component: AP-4 adaptor complex; membrane coat. Gene Ontology annotation, biological process: intracellular protein transport; receptor-mediated endocytosis. The transcript has 16 exons. Gene Ontology annotation, molecular function: cargo adaptor activity. The record is from RefSeq and is a predicted model, not a curated record. NCBI's taxonomy places the organism in Eukaryota, Fungi, Basidiomycota, Agaricomycetes, Boletales, Suillaceae.
CUAAGUCGCGACUGCCACACAAGCGCCCACUGACACGCUUAACCCUCCGCGUCCAUCUUGCUUCGUUCUCAGAUGGACGUAACCUUCAUCAAUUCCGGCGCUCUAAGCCGUGCUCACUACUCUUUGGUGCGCAAGGUGGAGUCUGCGCAGUCCCCGCAAGCAGCAGACCAGAUCCUCCUGAGCGAAAUUGAUGGCAUCAGACGUCACUUCACUGUUGGAGGUGUAUCGCUUGUGCGUAGGCAGCGGCAUAUUCGAAAUGCAUUUGAGUAGACGUGACAUGCAGAAAGAAUGCAGAGAGAAGCUAAUAAUGCUUCUCUACUGUUCCAUGAACUUGACACAGGUUAAUCCUGGCGAGCUUGCUUUUGCUUUGCCACAAGCUGUCAAUCUGGCAGAGAUGGGGCAGACGUUGCGUGACAAACAACUCGGCUUUAUCUUUUGCACUGAAGUUAUGCCACCGAAUCAUGAGUUGCAGCUCAUGUUGGUCAAUACCAUUCGGAAGGAUCUGGAAAGCUCGUCCACAGCUCGUGUUUGCCUAGCUCUCAGUGUCUUAAUUCAGACGCAGAAUGAUGAUGUGAUACCCGCAGUACAGUCACAUUUGCAGGCCCUAUUCAUGCACAAGUCGAUAUCAGUUCGCCGUAGAGCCUAUUUGGCGUAUCAUUCACUGCUACACAGCGACCCUUCACGAUUGACGCCACUAGAGGAUGCAGUGGUCCUCCGCAUCCAACGUACGCUGCCUUCUAUAGACUCUUGCGCAAUGGCAGCAGCCAUAAAACUUAAUCAAGUUAAUGCCAUCAAUGAUGAAGUCAACGCUCUCCUACCAAUUGUAUGGCAAAGAUUCAAUCGUCAGCCUCGAUCUCUUACUUUAUUGGUACUUCGAGCCCUUCGGAAGGCCAAACUAACAGUGCCAAAUGUUGGUAUUGUGCUUGAGAUUAUUAAGCGCACAUCUGGUCCCCUAGUGCGAGUGCUGCUGCGGGAGGCUUUUAUUGUCUUAUCGUCCGUAUCAGCAGAGGUCAUCCAAGAGUGCCAAAUGCAGCAGUCUCUGUCGCCAGUGGCUGACAUCCGCCACCUAUUAACGUCAAAGGAUCCUAACGAUCAGUAUCUUUUUGUUUCUUGCUUAGAUUGCCUGAGCCCCACUCUUUGGGCAGGGACCCUGCCAGGAACGACGGCAAUUUUAGACGAGUGGGAGGUUCAAGAGGUGAUGAAACUUCUUAAUUCACACGACAGGCUAGUCCGAAAGAUAACCCUGAGGGUCCUACAAGCGGUCGAUCCUUCCCUUGUUGGGGCGUACAGCACGCAGUUGCUACAGAACUUUCCUAUUGGGUCAACUUUAUCUGACAAGAACGAAUAUGUUUCUCGUCUGCUUGAUGUUGGCGAACUUCAACAUGGAAAUGACGGGGAACAGUAUGCUAGUUACCUCAAGGACCUGUUUGCCGUUGCAGAGGGAGACACUCAGGGUCGUACGGAGGACAUGUCUGUCCUCGAAGUGGGCGUUGAAAUGGUUCUUACCCACAUCCGGGACUUUGAUAUUUCAUCUCGUGUAUCGUGCGUUACCGUGUUGGCAGUUUCUGUCACAGAGUUAGAUGCUCGGAUUGGGCCGACUCUAAUGGUGGUUAUUUCCGCUUUGGUUUGUGAAUACUGCGGAAAGAUAGCAACAUCGCCCCUAGCACUACUCCAAGGCAUGGCUAGCAGACUUGUCUCAUAUGGUGUUACAGUUCAGGACGCAUGCCUGCUAUCUAUGCUUCGGAUGUCUGCAGAGUGUGACCAUAUUCCCCACACUGUCUCGAAGCUUGUCACUGAAAUAUCCCAGUUCUCCGGGAAGCGUAUUCGCAACCGGUGUAGCAUUUUCUUGACAUACUGUGAUCAAAGGAAUGUGCUCGCUGGUAUCAUUGCUCAAGCAUCCUCGUCUUCGCUUCCAGACUUUUCGGCUGCUCUAAUCACGUAUCACUCAAGUCCCGCGGGCACUUCAACGCCUGUUCGUUUGAAGUCUCCUUCGGCCUUGACCGGACUUUCGCCAAGUUCGCCUCCUCGAGCUAGCUUAUCUCCCAGCAAGUUACGUUAUGAAGCAUAUGCUACUCCCCAGGCUGUGCCUAGUCUAAGGCAUCUAUUAAGCCCGCGCAGAAACGAUAGCUCCCUGCCAAGUCUGGGAAGCAGGACACGAAGUUCCUCGCGUGCGAGUGAACAUGAGAUGUCAUUGGCUGAACUCUCCAGGACCAUCACCCCAGGAGAGUUGACUAUUGUUGCCGCGCGGGGUCCACUACAAGAGAUCUCCGAGGUUGACCUUGUUCGGAAUUCGAAUGCACCACAGAACGAAGAUUUAGGAUCUCGUGUUGAUCUCAUAUCGCUCGAUACUGCCUUCAGUGAAGUGCCCGUGACAUUUCUGACUCCCGAGCCCAACUUCGAAGAAGUUUGGGAUGCCAUGGAAAACUCCAAUCUCCGAGGCUGGUGCGAGUCGUCGAUGGACAACGUAGUGAGACUUCUACAGAGUUUACAGCACUCCAUGAGAGUCAUCGCAGUUGAUCAGCCACCAUUUGAAGGGGAGCUUAAAGUCUUGGUUGUUGCCUCAUCUGAUUCGCCCUUAGCGGAGCCUAAACAAGGUGCUGCCCUUCGUCUCCGGGAGAGUGAAGAAGAAAGCUGCCUGUGGCGUCUCCGGUGCGAUGAUCUUGAACUGCGAACGACUAUCAAGAGACUCUUGGAGGACAUAUGAGAUGCCCCUGCUGUUUAUCAUGCGGCGUUUGCGAUCAGAUUAUUGUCGGGUUAUCAGAUAUGUUUGUCGAGAAGUCACCGUGAUUGAGAGAUUUCAGGCGGCCGCGUCUUUUAAAAGCAAGUCGCCCGGAACAAUGUACCGCGCUUAGAGAUUGCGAUAUUCGUGCUGCUCGGAAGACAUGACAUCGUGCGAGUCGGCACAUAGGUCUCUAAUACCGAAAUCAUUCCGAUAGGACAGCCGCCUCCAUGAUGCCGUCAUGAAUCCGUGGGAAAAUUGUGGUUCCAUAUAAUCCGGA